Cutaneotrichosporon oleaginosum is the source of this 1613-nucleotide messenger RNA. RefSeq lists its product as uncharacterized. Gene Ontology annotation, cellular component: spliceosomal complex. Gene Ontology annotation, biological process: mRNA splicing, via spliceosome. The record is from RefSeq and is a predicted model, not a curated record. Gene Ontology annotation, molecular function: RNA binding; zinc ion binding. NCBI's taxonomy places the organism in Eukaryota, Fungi, Basidiomycota, Tremellomycetes, Trichosporonales, Trichosporonaceae.
CAACCACUCAUCCCACCAUGGACUCGGUCAUCGAGACGCAGCGCGCAUGCCACGAGGAGAUCGAGCGGUAUGAGCAGGCGCUCGCGGACGUGCUUAUGCAGCAGCCUAUCGGGCAACGCAACCUGACACGAAGAGACCGCAAGGCGGCUGAGAUCCUCGCGCGCCUCGGCGAGCUGCGGCACAACCUGGCGGUGCUAUACGAGGACGCGCCUGGAUUGCGGCCUGCUGAGCUUGCCGCGCUUUCCGCGCCGCCCCCAGGUGAAGGUGUCGACGAGCUCGCCGAAUUCUACACCCGCUUUGAGAAGGUCAAGGACUUUCACCGCAAGAACCAGGGGCUGAACGCGCGCGCGCUCAUCACCGCGAUCGACGAAAUGGUGAACUCGGACGGGUUGCAGACCAUUGAGGUUGAAGGCGAAGAGGAGCCCGUCAUCAUCGAUCCCCUCGACUCGGUGUUUAGCGGUGAGGAGGUGUACGGCCGCCAUCUCGACCUGUACGAGGCGCACGCGCAGUUCCUCAACCUCAAGGGCUCAACGCGUCUUUCGUACAUCGGCUACCUUGACAUGCUCAAGUCGGGCCGAGUUGAGCGCACGCUGGAUGUGCGGGAAAAGAGCCACGCAGCGUACUUGCAGUACGUCCAGACGCUCUACUCGUACCUCACGUCGUUCUUCGAGCGGGCACUGCCGCUGAUCGACAUAGAGAAGAAGCUGAAGGAGGAGGAGGAGGCCUUCGACAAGGCUUGGGCUGCCGGCGAGGUCAAGGGGUGGGACGAGGGGAAGAAGGCGGAGUCCACAGGGAGUGGUGGGAUCUGGUGUCCCUACUGUGCAAAGUCGUACGCUAAGCAGACGGUGUACGACGCGCACCUCUCCUCGGCGAAGCACAAAAAGAAGGAGGCGGCUGGCGUAAAGGUCGAGCAGGGCAAUGCGCCCGCCUCCUCCUCAACGCAGGAGACCACGAGGGAUAAGCUGCGGCCUGCGGCGCGCCUCACGUGGCUUGUGUGCGCGCUCCUCGUGUUCCCACCGAUCCCAGAGAAGAUCACCGCUUCCCGCGGAGAAGUGGAGCGGCGCGCGGCGUUGACGGCGCGUGAGCGCGAGGCCGAGCUCGAUGACACGGAGGAGGCACCGCCCAUCGUGCUCCCUCCACCAGGAGAGGAGGAGGACGAUGAGGAUGACGCACGUGUCUACAACCCCCUCAACCUUCCGCUUGGUUGGGACGGUAAACCCAUCCCGUUCUGGCUGUACAAGCUGCACGGUCUCGGCGUCGAGUUCAAGUGCGAGAUCUGCUCGGACCACGUGUAUAUGGGUCGCAAGGCGUUUGACCGACACUUCCAGGAGAGCCGACACGCCUUCGGAAUGCGCGCGCUUGGCCUUCCCAACACACGCCACUUCCACGAGAUCACUAAGAUCGCCGACGCCCUUGCCCUCGCGGAGAAGCUCAAGGCCGAGGGCCGCGCCGAGCUCAGUGCCAUGGACAAGGCGGAGGAGUUUGAAGACGACGAGGGCAACGUCUACGACAAGAAGACGUACGAGGAUCUCAAGCGCCAGGGCUUGUUGUAGAGUAUGACACUAGUAGAUUGCAUUAGACUGCAAGACAUGCAUAUGUUACCCCCAUCUACG